AUGUAUUUCGUCUACGUAAAGUAUGAGCUAGACGGCGAAAAGCAAGUCACAACGUCCGACUACGUAAAGGACUUCUUUCCAGAGGAUGAGUGUGAUUUCGACCCCACUGUUCUGUACUCGAUUUAUUGGGCCGGUGAUGAGCGAACCGCCGGUGACUACUACAGGUUCACUAAAGAAAAGCAGCCAGACCAGAAACGGAAAAGGAAAGCAGUCAAGGAUCUCGAAGAGCUUCAUCUUCUGGAAGAAAUCUCUUCAGAAGAUGAACUUGUUUCAAAGAAGGAGUUGAACGAAGUGCAGGAACGAUAUAGAGAAGUUCUCGGUGAGAACAAGAGGCUACGAAAGGCCAACCUAGAGCUACAACGUGCACUGUGCUCUAAAAUUUUUGAAAUGUCUGAGAAGUCUCCAGAAGGGCUUGGCCAAUCGCCUGUGUCAGUGGACGUCCAACGAGCACGACGUCAAGUCUUUCAGUCACACAUCCCCAUCAGCGCUGCAUCGUGUCAACAGCGUAGCGAUCCACCUAUGCUUGCGGACACGCAAGGAGCAUAUGAUGAAGUCUUUCACUCAAGCAAACCCAGCACUGAGUCUUCUCAGUACCAUGGCCUGUCGCCUGUGCUCACCCAACCAGCGCAAGGUGAUGUGUUUCAGCCAGGAAGCCCUAGCACUCCACCUUCGCAACGGCAUGUCCAAACACCUAAGCCUGUGGAAGCCCAACGUGCACGAUGUGGAGGUGCCCCGGAAGGCACCUCACUUCCUAUUGGUGCAGAGGACGAGGAUAAUACGUACAUGGAAAUACUACCAUGAAGCUGAUGUAUUAUCACGAGGGGGUCUGCUACAUAGGAAUUCGGAGUGGUGGCUGUUACCCAGCUACAUACUCCGAUAAAUAUCUCGAUUUCUG
Messenger RNA from Ornithodoros turicata, 895 nucleotides. RefSeq lists its product as uncharacterized. The coding region runs from base 1 to 801 and encodes 266 amino acids. The record is from RefSeq and is a predicted model, not a curated record. Lineage: Eukaryota; Metazoa; Arthropoda; Arachnida; Ixodida; Argasidae. The transcript is spliced from 8 exons.